CGCCGCUCCCCUCCGCCGCUCCGUCCGGCCCGCGCUCUGUCUGCGGGGCGAUGGCUGUCCGCUCCCUGCGGCGCUUCGGGACCGGCCUUUCUCUCGGCGGUGCGACGCGGCGCGGCAGCUUUUAUUUCAGGGCAUCCUCCUGUAUUUUCAGCACUGCAGCUCAGCAGAGAAGUACAGGAGACGAGUGUGGCCCAGAAGAUCCACGUGAUGAGCCCAGGCAUCCCCUUUCUGACUGUGCCUUAGAGCACAAAGCCAUCAAAUUGGAAGAACAAGUCCGAGAUCUAACUGAGCGAUACCGGAAGGCCUUGGCAGAUUCUGAGAAUGUCCGGAGGAGAACGCAGAAGUUUGUGGAAGAUGCCAAGCUAUUUGGGAUCCAGAGUUUCUGCAGGGACCUUGUGGAGGUAGCUGAUAUCUUGGAGAAGACUGCCGAGAGUGCUGCAGAAGACGCAGAACCUAGCAAUCCUAAUCCAACCCUGAAGAAAAUCUACGAAGGCCUCUCUCUCAUAGAGGCCAAACUGCAAAGUGUGUUUGCCAAACAUGGCCUUCAUAAGAUGAACCCUGUUGGGGGCAAAUAUGAUCCAUACGACCAUGAAAUAGUCUGCCACGUACCAGCCGAGGGGCUGCAGCCAGGCACGAUCGCGCUGGUGACUCAGGAUGGUUAUAAACUCCACGGUCGCACUAUCAGACACGCACUCGUCGGUGUGGCUGUAGAGUCACAGGAAUGACAUGGGCUUACCCGGGGCAUCUGGGACCUUACUGAGCUGAGGACCCCUCAGCACUCAGUCACAGCUGCAGCUGCAUGUCUUUACUUAUUUAUUAAGCUAGGUUUGUAUUGUAUGUUGGCUUUAUACUGUGUGCAGUCAUUUUGCCAUGAGUUCUAAGGUACUUGUAUAUUUAACAAUCCUUUUUGAAGUAUGUGGAGUAGCAGCAGGAGUCUGCAGUUUGUCAGAAACGUGGCACUGUAGCCCCUUCUUCAUUGCUCAUUUCCCCAUCAAUAUUUUAUGGGGAAGAGGGGACGUAGGGGAAAGAAAGGGAAAUCUCCAAGAGUUAAGGAGUCUUGUCUCCUGGUUCCACUUCUGAGAUAGACUUCUGCAGUGGCCUUCAGGAAAGUAACUUCUCCACCUCAGUUUCCGUAUCUGUAGUAAAGGAAUAUAAUAAUACUGACCUACCUCACAGGAAUGUGGUGAGCCUUUGUCUUUGCAAAGCACUCAGAGAGGAAAAGCCCAAAGAGCUGAGUAUUAUUGUCAGGUUGGAUUUUGUUGUCUUUCCUUGUCCCCAGACUGAUAAGGGGGGGGAUGAAGUUCAUCACUUGAAAUUAAAUUUAGAGGCAGCUUUUUCUUGUGUCACUUCAGGAAAACAAUCUUGAAUUAAUGAAAUAUGUGUCGUACUACAGAUGAAUAAGGAUGAUGCUUUAAAGACAAUCCAGUUGUUAAGCCAGGCUAACAAGUUCAUAUUUGUUCUCUAGGUAGAAUUUCAGUUUGCCUCCGUGUUCCUUGGUAAAGCAAGAACAUGGCUCUCAAACCUCUUUUCCCCAGCCAGAAACAUAUUUUUAAGAGAGUAAUUUCUCUCCCCUGAUGGAUAUUUGUGCAGCUUUCAAGCAUGAUAAACUAUAUGCUCUUUGUUGCAGCUGCUGGCAAAAUGGAGAUGUGCCCUUCAGCAGAAAAUCUGGACUGUUCUAUUUCCUCAUCUCUCUGAUAAUGAUACUCAAAUAACACUCAGAUAACUUACAGUUCACAUUCAGAUUCUACUUUUGUACAGUCAUAGUAAAUAUUACACCUUUUGGGUUUUGACACAAGGAGAAAAAUGUCUUCUACUAAAAGUCUCAAGUGCCCUUGAAACAAUUUUAGCAGCAGUGACAAGAAAGCGAGAGAAGUAGAAGGCUGACUUCAAGCCAUCCUCUUCAGUGGAGGCAUGUUGUUGUCACAGCAUGGCAGAUGUAUUUCCCAGUGGUCCUUUUGCCUGGGAGUCCAAACUAAAUCAGUCAGUUUAUGUCGGCUGAAAGGAUGCAGUCCAUGAGUAAGAUCAGAAUUUAACUCUUAACAGAGUAGCAAGCAGUCUAAUGGCAGAAGACAUGUAUAAACCAUCCUGUGGUCUGCAUCACGCAAAGCCAAGGCAAGAAUGGUUGUUUUCAGGUUGUUUCUUACAGAUUCCUUAAUUCCUGCCUUUCUGCUUUCUGAAAUUGGACCCAUAGCCUGACAGUUAUUUGAGAUCCACUUGCAAAAACUUUUUACUUAUGAUGGAUGUCAUCAGCGGCUUGGAAGAAAGCUUAUUCUUCUCCCAUUCCUUUGCAGGCUUCAGUUGCAUAAUCCUUUUGUGGUGGACUUCAAGAAUACCACAGCCUUCAAUUAGCAGCUAUCAACAGGCUUUCAUCUGGGAAGUCUGUGCAGCUAGUUGGCUAUCAUUCCACGAAUUUAAGGAAAUGCACAUUUCUAAUAUGCUCUGUGCAAGCUGCUUUAGUGUGGGUAAUUCAGUAGUGGAUACUUUCUGAAGUGUGUUUUUUUGCUUCUGUGUUAGGUUUUGAGGCAGGUACUUGAGAUUUGAACCCUGAAACAGUGCUUCACAGCAGCAUUUGAUCACUUUGGACAGAUCUCUUGUUCAGUGCUCUUGUUUUAGCAUGUUGCUCAGAAUUUCAGAGGCAUAGAGGAGUUCAUAUUCAUUAUUUUGCUGGUCUACAUGCUAACUGGGUCACCAGGUUGUACUAUUACUCAAGACAAAGAAUGACUAAAAAGGCCAGUUAAGUAUGUAACAUGCAAUGCAAGUCUUGCUGUUCUGCCUCAAGACUGUCUACAGCCUGCUCUGAGCAAUCCAUAUCUUCAGGUAGAAAGGAGUUUGUGGGUUCUCUGUUGCCUCUUCAGGCCCUGCUAGACCAGCUGAGUUCUUUUUUGCAACAUGAGGGUAAAGUCGUUUAUGGAAACUGAUUUUGAAUGUGAAACUUUUUUUAUAAGGAACAAAACAAAAGCAGAGGCAUUUUACACCAGAGAUAGUUUUCUCUCAUAGAAAGGCUGCAGCUCACCUGAACUCGACUUAUAAGUAGUGUGUGACAGGUAAUGACAAAGUCCAAAUCCUUUCUAAACUGACCCACAGAGUCACUUGACUAUGAAAGGAUACUACAGCUACUUGGUCCACCUUUGAACUAUUAGCCAAGCCUGCCUCUUCAACUAAUACUGACCCAUUUUUGCCUUAAAGAAAUACCCUGAAAUGCACUCCAGGGCCUUCUGUUUGUACUUACUGCUUACUGAUUCUGCUUGUGUAUUUGGAAUCCACUUUCACUAAGGCACUGCUCUGUUGCUAGAGCAGAAAUCCGAGGGAUCCAGUUCCCCUGAAGUCUUGCUUACCUUCUCCCAGGCCCUGACUCAUUUUGGGCAAGCUAUUUUUCCAGUUUAUGCCCCAUUUUUUUUCUUAGUCUCCACACUUCUAGAGGAUCUUACCAGACUUUUAAGAUGUUUACUGUAAGAUGUACCCUCUGCAUAGAGACUCUCUCAGAGAAGUUACCAAAGAGAUAAAUACUGUAGCUGUUGUUUGUUCUAGUUUCUGCUUCCUUUGAAUGGUGAUGUGAAAAUGAAAUAACCAAACUUGGAUUCACAGAAUCCAGAUUUCCAUGGCAGAAUCUCAUUCUCUUGCCUUUCAAGCACACUUAAUGAUCUCUUUUGUUGUAGAUGAGGUUAUGUAAGCGUGGAUUGAAUUUCUCCUCUCUAGGUUCUUGCUCCCUUGUCUGGUCAGUGUAAAAUUUGCACACUCAGCAUGGUGGGGCAAAGUCCCUGAUGGUGCAGUUCCAUUGCACUCAGCAGAGUUACAGUAGAGAGGACAGUGACCUAUGAGCUUUUUCUCUCUGGUCCCUUUAUUCAAUGACUGUUUGUUAAAACACUAAUAUAUAUGUUAUAAUGUUAUAUAUGUUAAAAAAGUUGUAUAUAACAUUUAGUAAAUGUUAGCAGGGACACAGUGGCAGAGGAGAGGAAGUGUCACAUACCUCUUAGUCACUUAGACUCCAUUUUCUCAGUCAUAAACUGAAGAGCUUGAGCUGGAAAUGUGGACAACUAGCUAAGACAUGUGGGUGAAGGUGAUGCAAGGACCUGCAUUUCUGCUCUUGGGCAGCAGGCAGCCCUGCUGAACAUGGGCCUGUGUUCUAUAACCGUGCUGUACUCCAUCAGCGGGAUGUAUGAGAUGAGCUGGACAAGUCUCCAGUGGCACUCUUGGGAGUCUGGCAGCGUCUUAGCUCUGACCAGGAGCAGUACAGAAUGUGAAUGUUGCAUUGUGAACCUUCAGUUCUCAGUGCUUCAUCAGCAGAGCUUCUGUUGAGAAACAGCUGUGAUAAAUCAAUAGCUGUUACCAGUCCUUUCCUUUAAGAAAAAAAAAAAAGUAUUUAAGUUUUAUAUUGUGAAUAUUGUAGUAUUUUUUUAUUUUUAAACUUGAAGAUGUUUUGGUAUUACUUGCAAAGUCAAAUGAACAAAGUGUGGCUAAUCUCCAAAAACCCAUUCCUUUGGUGGGAAACCUGUAUAUAUAUUGUAUGUUUUUGUGUUUCUGUGCUCUUUGUUUACCCAAAGGCUCUGGCUGUGUGAAAGACAAAAGACUGAAGUGCAGGAGUGGUGCAAGCAUUUGACAAGAACGUUUGAGUCAAUGCUGGAAAGGACUGAUUCGCUUUAGGUGUCCAGAUACUGCCCAUUUGCAAAUAAUAAUAAUAAUAAAUGUA
Molecule: messenger RNA, 4687 nt
Organism: Pogoniulus pusillus (Red-fronted tinkerbird)
Lineage: Eukaryota; Metazoa; Chordata; Aves; Piciformes; Lybiidae
Gene: GRPEL2
Product: GrpE like 2, mitochondrial
Exons: 4
Coding region: 51-725 (224 amino acids)
Biological process (GO): protein import into mitochondrial matrix; protein folding
Cellular component (GO): PAM complex, Tim23 associated import motor
Molecular function (GO): adenyl-nucleotide exchange factor activity; protein-folding chaperone binding; protein homodimerization activity
Source: RefSeq, a predicted model, not a curated record